This is a messenger RNA of Puma concolor (puma), 747 nucleotides long. The record is from RefSeq and is a predicted model, not a curated record. NCBI's taxonomy places the organism in Eukaryota, Metazoa, Chordata, Mammalia, Carnivora, Felidae.
UAACGUCGGCCGGUGACCCCGCAGGCAUGCUCCCGGACCCCAAGAACACGCACAUCGUGGUGAGCUGGAUGAUCGCGCAGACAGUGACGGCCGUGGCGGGCGUGGUCUCCUACCCCUUCGACACCGUGCGGAGGCGCAUGAUGAUGCAGUCGGGGCGCAAAGGAGCCGACAUCAUGUACAAGGGGACCCUCGACUGCUGGCGGAAGAUCUUCAAAGACGAAGGGGGCAAAGCCUUCUUCAAGGGUGCGUGGUCCAACGUCCUGCGGGGCAUGGGGGGCGCCUUUGUGCUCGUGCUGUACGACGAGCUGAAGAAAGUCCUCUAGGCUCCCCUCCCCCGGACGCAGGCACCGAGGGAAUUCUGUAGAAUACUUGUAACUGUUACGGACCAGUGAUCUUCGAGAAAUUCCAGGGUCCCCGCCCCGGCCAGAUCACGUCUAGAGGCCUGGGGCAGGUUCUAAAAGGGGCUCAUUGUGAUCGACCAUUGGCACCAGAUUCCAUGUAUUGAUUGGGGGGGAGGGGAAGGAGGACGUCUGUCUUCACGAGUCCGCAGACAGACAGGCAGGCAGCUCGGCCACAGACCUUAGAGUCCAGGUGCUUGUGGGACCUUAGUUGUGUUUAAGUAUUUAUUUAAAAAAGAAUCAUGUCUCCAUUUGUACUUAAGCACUAUUCUCUUUUGCACAGCCGAAUAUUUGCAAUUAUGUUUCAUGUCGGGCAUUCUGCAAAACCAUAAAAGACGGGACAGAGAGA